Molecule: messenger RNA, 858 nt
Organism: Phytophthora sojae
Lineage: Eukaryota; Oomycota; Peronosporomycetes; Peronosporales; Peronosporaceae
Exons: 2
Coding region: 1-858 (285 amino acids)
Source: RefSeq, a predicted model, not a curated record
AUGGGCACCUACGUGGAGGACUACCUCGAGAGCAUGUACCUGCUGCCGUCGGAGCUCAAGCGCAACUUCGACCUCAUGCGGGAGCUGGACAAGUCGUCCUACCCGCUCCUCGACGAACUUAAGGAGAGCCAAAAAGCGUACUUAACCGGUGCGCGACAAAAGGUGCUCGAAAGGUGCGCAGAUUCGACAAAAGGUGAGCCCACGGAGCAGGAGCUGCGCGAGCUCAUCGGGGCCGACGACGAGAUCGCCAAGCUGCAGGAGAAGCACGCGCUGGUGGUGCAGAAGCUGGACGAGAAGGUGGCCAUCGCCGCGCAGAGCUACGACAUCGUGGACCACCACAUCCGCCGCCUGGACCGCGACCUGGAGAACUACGCGUCGCUGCUCAAGAACAGCGGCGAGUACCAGGAGGACAGCAGGCCGCAGCGCAAGAAGCAGAAGGUGGCAGCGGCCUCAGUGACGCAGUUAGGUCAGCAGAGCCACGUGACGCCCCAUGUCACCAGCGUCCGCAGCAAGAACAGCACGUCCAGCAGCGUUAAGGACAAGUCAGGGACGCCCGCGGUCUCCAAGGCCUCGGGCGGCGGCUCCAGCUCCUCCAGGAAGCGGUCGGUGGCUGAGGCCGCUGUGGCUGUGCCUGUUGCUGCGGCGGGGCCGGUGCUGCUGGCCUCCGAGGACCUCCCCAUCGACCCGAACGAACCUAUUUAUUGCAGCUGUCGGCGCGUGUCUUUCGGGCAGAUGGUGGGCUGCGACAACGACGACUGCAAGUACGAGUGGUUUCACUUCGGCUGCGUCGGACUCACGGACCAGCCACAAGGAAAAUGGUACUGCCAAGACUGCAAGUCGCAGCUCGGGAUCAAGUGA